Messenger RNA from Baudoinia panamericana UAMH 10762, 1594 nucleotides. RefSeq lists its product as uncharacterized. The record is from RefSeq and is a predicted model, not a curated record. The transcript has a single exon. Bases 473 to 1426 code for a protein of 317 amino acids. Gene Ontology annotation, molecular function: 2,4-dienoyl-CoA reductase (NADPH) activity. NCBI's taxonomy places the organism in Eukaryota, Fungi, Ascomycota, Dothideomycetes, Mycosphaerellales, Teratosphaeriaceae. Gene Ontology annotation, biological process: fatty acid catabolic process.
GCCACUUGGCUCGUGCAUCCCAAUCCCUGUCUCCGAACCCCACACAACUACCCCAUACAGAAGGUUCAAGAUCAAAGGCCCAGUAUUUACCCGACCACCGUUAUGCCACACCACUUCCACCGAAUCGCACCUUGAUCUCCUACUCACAAACAUUUGUACGCUGCGUCACACCUUGUAGGGGUUAUAGAUCGCAGCCAUUCCUGCCGCUAUCACUCCGGCAUCAGCGAACAGUGUACCUCGGCACGCGUUGGUUGGAGGAUUGCUUAGUGAGCUUACUACGGCCGAGACUGCAGACAUACAAUAGACGUUGGAAGCCGCAGACGUGUGAAACAGUCCUAUUGAAUGCUCAAGAUCACGCAAGGGCCGUGAGACACGGAAUCCGACGCAACAACGUCGUAGCCUCCGGACAGUGCGUUCCCACAUUGACGGGCGACUACUGUAAUCAGAAUCAAACCCGAAGUAUCACUCAACGAUGUCCGUCCCGCGCGAGCGCUACCUCUCCAACGUCUGGCGCGAUGGCAUCUUCACCGACAAAGUCCUCUUCUGCACCGGCGGCGCGGGCACAAUCUGCAGCAUGCAAGUGCGCGCCUUCGUAGCGCUCGGCGGCAACGCGUGCAUCAUCGGCCGCAACGUCGAGAAGACCGAAAAGGGCGCGGCUGACAUCGCCACCGUCCGUGCCGGCGCGAAAGUCCUGGGCAUCGGGGCAGUCGACGUGCGGGAUCCCAAGGCUUUACAGGCGGCUGCGGAUCGCUGUGCGCGAGAAUUAGGCGGGAUCGACUUUGCGAUCGCGGGCGCGGCGGGGAAUUUCCUGGCGCCGAUGGCGCAGUUGAGUCCGAAUGCGUUUAAAACUGUUAUUGAUAUUGACGCGAUUGGCUCGUACAAUACGGCUAAAGCGGUCAUGCCGUACCUGGUCGAGAGCGUGAAGAAGCACGGCAACACCGGUAAAGCGCAACCCACGGGUACCGGUGGUCGGAUUAUCUUCAUUUCCGCAUCGUUUCAUUUUAGGGGCAUGCCGCUUCAAGCUCACGUCAUGGCUGCGAAAGCGGCGGUGGAUCAGAUCGCGCAUUCGGUGGCGAUCGAGUUUGGCCCGUAUGGUGUUACUAGCAAUGUUAUUACGCCUGGCCCCAUUGCCGGGACCGAAGGGAUGGAGAGGCUGUCUCGCAGCGAUGAGCAUACCGUUACGGAGAGCAAGCGACAGAUUCCGGUAGGGCGUUGGGGUGAAGUGAAGGAAAUAGCCGAUGCGACCGUUUACCUGUUCUCGGAGGCUGGGAGCUAUGUCAAUGGCAACGUGCUGGUGGUGGACGGCGGACAGUGGCGGACGAGUGGGGCGAACAUGGGCGGUGCGGCGAUGAAGUAUCCUGACUUCCUCCUUUCCGGCGCGGUGGUAGAGGGGGUAAAGAGUGGUAAACGGACGAGCAAGAUCUGAUGAACAGUGUCCCCUCAUGCCCCGUUCAAAAGAUCGCAAUACGUUGCCAUCUGUCAAGAUUUCUUGCGUUCCUCUGGCAAAUGUCUGAACGAGAGCGAUACCUGUAGGACUUUCUGCAUCCCUCCUCACGGACGAGGAAGAUCUGCUGGGACGUAGCGUGGGCCGCAA